Molecule: messenger RNA, 2414 nt
Organism: Chionomys nivalis (European snow vole)
Lineage: Eukaryota; Metazoa; Chordata; Mammalia; Rodentia; Cricetidae
Gene: Terb1
Product: telomere repeat binding bouquet formation protein 1
Exons: 20
Coding region: 75-2390 (771 amino acids)
Biological process (GO): meiotic attachment of telomere to nuclear envelope; homologous chromosome pairing at meiosis
Molecular function (GO): protein binding
Source: RefSeq, a predicted model, not a curated record
GCUGUGGAGGAAGGCUGAGGGGCCGCCGACCCACCUGAGAAGACUUCAGCUCUUUAGAUGAAAUGUAAGGAAAAAUGACAAGCAUGGAAAGUGAGAAUACAAAGAAAAUACAAGAAAUGAAGACUGACCUGAACUUACUGUUGGAAUGUCUGAAGUAUCACAUGGGCAACCCUUUGUCACAAAAGGAAGUUUUGAUCACUAUCCAUUCCGUUUGUAAACAAAACAGUGAUGCAGGUGUUUAUUUCCGGGAAAUUGGUGGUUUGAUGUUUGUAGAAAGUCUUGCAAAGUCAAGUGAGCAUAGCAUGGUAAAAGAAGCAGCCUUAUAUACAUUAGGAUCUAUUGCAGAAGGAAAUGUUUACUGUCAACAAACUUUGUGUACUUCAGAAUUAUUUCAAGAUUUAAUUUUGCUCUUAUCUAAUGAUGAUUCAAACACAAAUUUGAAAAGAAUGUCCAUCUAUGUUCUUUUGGUUCUGGUUUCAAAUAAUAGGAAUGGACAAACGCUUGUAAGAGAAACAGGUUGUAUUGAAGUUCUGUCACAGUUGUUCAGGACAGUUCUUUCAAAUUAUGAGUUGAAUUUGUCAGAUAAUAAUGUUUUCCAGAAUUAUCUGUUGUGGUCCUCAGUGUGCAGUACACUGUGUGUGUGUGUCAACAAUCCUCAAAAUGACGAGAAUCAAAUGCUUUGUUGUUCACUUUUUCCACAUGUGAAUGAAUGGCUAGUGAAUUGUAUGAAACCUGAGAUAAUUCGCCCUAUAUGCUCGUUUAUUGGACUUACUCUUGCAAAUAAUACACAUGUCCAGAACUGCUUUGUAUCUUCGGGUGGACUGGAUGUUUUGUCUCAAGUUCUCGUGCAGCUGGAGUUGGAUUCACACAAUACUUUUUCCAGUGCAAAACUUGCAGUGAUGGUGACAAAGACCUUAGAUGCAUGCAUUACUAAUAAUUCAGCUUCUUUUUCAGUGGUAUUAUCCAAAUACCACAUUGUUUCAAAACUUCUGUCAUUAUUGCUUCAUGAAAGUCUUGAUUUGGGAGAAAAAUUCAGCAUCAUACUUGCCAUUGGUCACUGCACAGAGGAUUGUGAGGAAAAUCAGUAUGAACUUUUAAAAAGCAAUGGGCUUCCACUAAUGAUACAAGCCUUAACUGAAUUUAAGAAUGAAGAACUAAGCAGAGCUGCCACUUAUGUACUUCACAACUGCAAAAAAAUUACUGAGAAAUUAUCUCUAAGUCUACAAGACAUUUCUUUUGAUAAAAAUGAAGCCAACCAACAAAAGGACAUAAAUGAAAAAGAGAAUCUUGAAGAGCACUGGAAGACAGCCAAGGAAAUCAUAUGCAGAAUAAAACAAUUUGAAAGAGAAGGAAAAGAGGAGAAAUUACAAAGUGACCAAUACAAGGAUAAUGCCUCAUCUAUGAAAAUAAAAAUACAGAACAGUUUGAAACGUCUCUGUGCAGAUACUAUUAGAGGUACCAAAGCAGAAAAUAAGAAUACAAACCAGUCUAGACAGCUUCACAGUUCUAAGUCCGAUGGCAUCACAUCUAAAACUUGUGCAAAUGAAAACCAAAUGAAGACUCUGAAAAAGAACACAAAUCCCCUUAAUCCUUGCUAUAGGGAGAGAAUGCAAAAUAAGAAUUUACAUAAAGCCACUUCAAGCUGCACCCAAAACUUAAAUGAAAAGAUGACUUUUAAUCAAAAGGAUUCUGUUUCUCAAUCAAGUGACCAUGUUGUUAAACAUCCAAUUCACACUGUCAAAAAUAGAAAGCAGCAGGUACCAGUAACAGAUCCAUUUACAUUGUGUUUAGACAUAAUAGAUAAAGAAGUUGGUUUUCAAGCAACUGACAAGUCUUUCAAAAUGUUGAAAUACAAAUGCUCAGGUUGCAUAGCGGUAAGAAAAUUACUCAACAGUCGAAAUUUUAGCAAGCUUUUGCACUCUUGUACAUACCAAUGUGAUUAUCAUAAAGUCAUUAUGGAAGCUGAAGAUAAAUAUAAAAGUGAAUUAAGGAAAGCACUUAUCUGUGACAAAGAAAUUUUGCUGACCCCUCGUAGAAGAAGACAUCUUAAUCAAGUGUCUACUGCCUCUGAAGGACUAAAAGCUAUUCAUCAAAAACCAGAUAGUCAAAAACUUCCGGGUUUGGAGGAACAUGCCCAUAAUACCAGCAUUCCAGAGGCUGAGGCGAGAAGAUUCCAAGUUCCAGGCGAACAUGGACUACAUAGAAAACGAAGAAUUCGCAAAAACUUUACCAAAGAAGAAGUAAAUUAUCUUUUCCAUGGAGUUAAAACAAUGGGAAAUCAUUGGAAUUCAAUUUUGUGGUCUUUCCCCUUUCAACAAGGACGAAAGGCUGUAGACCUUGCUCACAAAUACUACAAGCUGAUCAGAGGCCCCAACUGUGCAGCCAUAUGACUAGAAGAGACUCAAGUUUUUUGU